AUGCUUUCCGUCUCUCGGCGCUUGGGUGUGCAUGGCCGCCUGAUCGGGCGCGCCAUGCACACGGCGUCGUCCGUGGACCCGAGGGACAUUGCGCACUUCUCGCGCCUGGCGGACGAGUGGUGGAAUGAGCAGGGCGAGUUUGCGGCGCUGCAUACGAUGAAUCGCGUCCGUGUCCAGUUCAUGCGCGAAAAACUCCAGGAAGUGCGCGGCUGGGACAGGGCCGUCGCCGAGGCCUUGGGUCGCGAUGUGCCCUUGCCGCUCAACUCGCCGGACUUUUUGCAUGGAUGCAGUAUGCUCGACAUCGGGUGUGGCGGCGGCAUUCUGGCCGAGUCUGCGACGCGGUUGGGCGCGUGUGUGACGGGCGUCGACGCUUCGGCGGACAAUAUCCGCGUAGCGUCUGUGCACGCGGCCCGUGAUCCAUCCCUGCAUGUUCGCGAGCGUGCAGAAGACCACGUUCCAGCCUCGCUGGCGUACCUGGCGGCGUCUGCCGAGUCGCUGGCCGGGCGCACGUAUGACAUCGUGACAGCGAUGGAAGUCGUCGAGCAUGUGAACCAGCCCGCCGACUUUUUGCGAUGCCUUGCGUCGCUGAUCAAACCUGGUGGCCACCUGUUCCUCUCGACCAUGUCGCGCACCGUGUUCUCCUACUUUUUGACGAUCUUCCUCGCCGAGGACAUGCUGCGUGUCGUGACGCCCGGCACACAUCGACACUCGCAGUAUAUCCACCCCUUCGAGAUGGUCGAUUUCUUCCGCUCUCUGGGCUGGAUUCCUGGCGAGCGCGAUGUGCUGGCUGAUCGGCCGCUGCUGCCCAACGGCACACCCAUCGCGCCGCUGCCGCCCCGGCUGCAGUACGAGACUCGCGGCACAAUGUACGUCCCCGGCCUGGGCCAGUGGAUCCUCGUGCCGCCCCGUGCCGUGCCGAACGGCUCGUCCUCAUGGCUUCCAUCGUGCCUCGGUGGGGGUAUCCGGCCUACGGAACUGUGCAACUACUUCUUCUGGGUCCGGCGGCCAUGGUAG
Molecule: messenger RNA, 1014 nt
Organism: Malassezia restricta
Lineage: Eukaryota; Fungi; Basidiomycota; Malasseziomycetes; Malasseziales; Malasseziaceae
Product: 2-polyprenyl-6-hydroxyphenyl methylase/3-demethylubiquinone-9 3-methyltransferase
Exons: 1
Coding region: 1-1014 (337 amino acids)
Biological process (GO): ubiquinone biosynthetic process
Molecular function (GO): 2-methoxy-6-polyprenyl-1,4-benzoquinol methyltransferase activity
Source: RefSeq, a predicted model, not a curated record